Messenger RNA from Meyerozyma guilliermondii ATCC 6260, 684 nucleotides. RefSeq lists its product as uncharacterized. Bases 1 to 684 code for a protein of 227 amino acids. The record is from RefSeq and is a predicted model, not a curated record. The transcript has a single exon. Lineage: Eukaryota; Fungi; Ascomycota; Pichiomycetes; Serinales; Debaryomycetaceae.
AUGAUUGACACUCUCCUGAACCCUUUACUAACUACAGUUGCUGCCGCUGCCGAAUACGCUGGAAAGCUCGUGACUGGUCAAGGUUUUGUUACCAAGUACAAGCCUGCUGCCAAGUCAUACGCUAAGCAAUUUAACAGUGAAGUGUUGCCACAAGUGGCCAGAUGCUCUGAGAAAUUCGAGGAGCAGAUCCAAAAGGUGAUCUACGCACACGACAUUGAAGUCACAUUGAAGGCUGCUGGUCUUUCAUAUGUUCUCUACAAGAUCACCUCAUGGUUCUCUCUCUAUACUUUGGUGUUUGCUGGUGUCGUUUUGACGUUUACCCUCCCAGCGGUUUACGUUCACAACAAGAAGGAGAUCGAUGCUGCUGUCACCCAAUACACUAAGCUUGCCAAGGACAAGGCCUCGGAGUUGAGCGCCGCUGCCCACAAGAAAGCUGGUCCACACUUUGACACUUUGGUGAAGAAAACUGGACCUCUUGGAUCGUUCAUCAAUAGUAAGAUUCCCGUGAGAACCGCCGGUUCCACUGUUGGAACUGAAACUAAUGGCUACAAAGAACCUACUUCUGCCCACACCACCGGUGCCUCCAAGUUCCCUGAAGUCCCAUCAUCGGCCGACGACUCGAUCUUGGAUGAGUUUGACGAUGCUGCUGAUACCUCCAAGGUUGAGGUACCAGUGAGAUUGUAA